Messenger RNA from Penicillium mononematosum, 957 nucleotides. RefSeq lists its product as uncharacterized. Bases 1 to 957 code for a protein of 318 amino acids. Gene Ontology annotation, biological process: fatty acid metabolic process. The transcript is spliced from 2 exons. The record is from RefSeq and is a predicted model, not a curated record. NCBI's taxonomy places the organism in Eukaryota, Fungi, Ascomycota, Eurotiomycetes, Eurotiales, Aspergillaceae. Gene Ontology annotation, molecular function: oxidoreductase activity, acting on the CH-OH group of donors, NAD or NADP as acceptor; NAD+ binding.
AUGGCUACAGAAUAUCCCCACCGAAUCGCCCUACUGGGCCUAGGCACAAUUGGCCUCUCAAUGCUAGCAAUGCACCUCCGACGCCCAGACACCAGCAUAAAAGUCUACGACCCACGACCCAACUACGAAUCCCAGAUCCGGAGCACCCUCCCCUCCCUCCUCGAUUGUCCCGAAUCAACCACUCUAAUCGACGACCUGCUCCGCACAUCCCGUCUAAAACUCGCCACCACCGUCGCGGACGCCAUCCAAAACGCAACAAUCAUCCAAGAACAGAGCCCGGAAGUCACAGCCUCAAAACAAGCUCUCUGGAAGGAAGUUGCCAGUCUCGCUGGGCCGGAUGUCCACUUGUGGAGUAGUUCAUCUGGAAUUUCUGCCUCAGUGCAAGCAUCCGGGUGUGAGGCUGCGGACCGUGUUGCUGAGCGUUUGCUCGUUGCGCACCCGUUCAACCCGCCGCAUCUGAUGCCGCUUAUUGAAGUCGUGCCUGGGCCUGAGACUAACCCUGAGAGGAUUGAGUUCGUGAGGAAGUAUUUCGGCGAUGUGCCUGGUCCCGGAGUUUCGGGUGGGGGUCAGUCGGCUUCGCAGCAUUACCGGCCUAUCACGUUGCACAAGGAGAUUCCCGGGUUUGUGGGGAAUAGACUUGCUUUUGCACUGCUGAGGGAGGCGUGUUAUCUUGUUGGUGAGGGGGUUGUUUCGGCGAAGGAUUUGGAUUCCCUUGUUACGGCUAGCUUGGGGCCGCGGUGGGCUGGUAGUGGUGUGUUUGAGAGUUAUCAUGCUGGUGGUGGGGAAGGUGGGAUUGGGGCGUUUUUGCAGAAGCUUACGCCGACAAUUCAGGAUGACAUGGUUGUUAAGCAGACUGAAGAUGCCUAUGGGCCUUAUACACCUGAGACGAGGAAGAAGAAAGAGGAGAUGUUGAGGGAUGUUGUGGAGUUGCAGAAGAAGAAAUGGGGUGAGUUGUGA